Messenger RNA from Loa loa (African eye worm), 342 nucleotides. RefSeq lists its product as hypothetical. The record is from RefSeq and is a predicted model, not a curated record. Lineage: Eukaryota; Metazoa; Nematoda; Chromadorea; Rhabditida; Onchocercidae. Gene Ontology annotation, molecular function: aldose reductase (NADPH) activity. The coding region runs from base 1 to 342 and encodes 113 amino acids. Gene Ontology annotation, cellular component: cytosol. The transcript has 3 exons.
AUGGUUAAAUACGAAACUGUCAAAUUAGCCACUGGUGCCGAUUUACCGCUUUUUGGUUUAGGUACAUGGCUAUCCAAUGAUCCGGUAGCUCUAACAACAGCAUUGAAGACAGCUCUGGAUGCUGGAUAUCCGUUAAUCGACACUGCUUAUGUUUAUUAUAACGAAGCUAUCAUCGGGAAUGUACUCCAGGAAUAUUUUACUUCCGGCAAAUUAAAACGAAAAGAUAUCUUUAUCAUAACAAAACUACCACUUAUGGUACGUAGACCAGAUAAGAUCGAAGAAUUGGUGAAGAAACAGUUGAAAGAUUUGCACGUGGAUCAUUUAUUUAAUCGUUAUAUGUAA